AUGUCUAACAAUCUAGUUCUCAAACUCCGUACCAGAACCCAGACCAUGCGAGUUAGGGUUGACUCCGAGAAACUGACCGAUAUGUACCAGAUCAAAGACUAUAUUGAGCAGUCUUGGACUCAGUUGAAGGGCAAAGACUACCGUGUCUAUUAUGUAGAUGAGUUCGGAGAGAUGUGCCUCCUGAAUGAUCUGUCUUUGGGUGAUGCUAUUGCAACGGUACAAGAGCUCAAUAUGUCGGCUAAGAAUAUCCCUGUGUUGGAUUUGUUCAUCCAGGCUGAAGGGGAAGAGGUUCCGCUAUCAUCAAAAAGUCAGUCAGACGAUGAUGGUGAGAUUGCUCGAGAAGUUGAUGUUGCUAAUACUCUAGCUCAAGUGUUGGACGAUAUGGACUACAUGGACAGUCUCGAUGUUGCUGAGCAGUUUGUUGAGGGUUUG
This is a messenger RNA of Perkinsus marinus ATCC 50983, 432 nucleotides long. RefSeq lists its product as hypothetical. The record is from RefSeq and is a predicted model, not a curated record. Lineage: Eukaryota; Perkinsozoa; Perkinsida; Perkinsidae. The transcript has a single exon. The annotation marks the transcript as partial.